Molecule: messenger RNA, 3158 nt
Organism: Aureobasidium vineae
Lineage: Eukaryota; Fungi; Ascomycota; Dothideomycetes; Dothideales; Saccotheciaceae
Source: the annotation of a GenBank genome assembly
AUCUAACGAACACAAACAUGGAGAAGAUUAAGAAGAUUUUCUCUCCUGGCCACGAGAAGGAUGAAGACGUCAUGUAUAACGACUCCAACACGAGCCGCGCUUCUACUACCAGAGACAGUGCUACGCCCACUCAACACGCUGUCGGCUCGAGUAACAGGGACACAAACCUCAGACAGAAUGUUUUGGAUCCUCAGAGCAACCUAAACUCUAGACCUAAUCCCACUACUACCGUCUCGUCAGCCUCAACGAUCCCUGACAAUGUCAGCACGGCAAGCAUCAGAUCAGGCGUUGUUGGCGCCGGCCAAGAGCCUCGUGACGUCGAGGGCACUGGCUUCACAGACUACGCUGCAACAGGUAGUGGUCUGUCAGCACCCCAACAAAAGCUCCCUGUAAGAAGUGCCAGUCCUGUUGGACAGUCUCGUCCCAGGCCUACGCAGAUGGAGACCAUGGACCCAAGUGGCUUCGUGAACAGCUCACAUGCACACAAGGGCCUUGGACACAACUACAAUGGUGACCCAUGCCCUGAGGGUCAAGAGACACCUGUUCCUGGCUACCUUCACCACCAGCACGGUCCCCAUGGUACAGACAUCGCCAACAAGCUCGACCCUCAUGUGCCUGGCGAGUUCCCCUCCGACGACGGCCUUGACACACACCAGCGUAGAAGAGACGGUGACCUGACAUCAGGCUCCUCGAGCCUCGGUUCUGAUGCCUACACGACUGAACAGCGCGCCGCUACAUUGCCAGGCCAGGGAUUGAACACAACAGAGCCCACCAGCAGCCACCACUACGGUAGAGAUGCUGCCCUUGGUGCCGGCGCCGGAGCUGCUGGAGUCGGUGCUUACGAGUACGCUCAGCAUCAGAACAACUAUACUGCCAAAGUCGCGGACCCCAACUACGAUCCACUGCUUGAACAACAAAGACGGGAACGUCAAAGUGCCCUCGACGCUGCUAUGGCCGGUGAUCAGAGAUCCCAGCCGGACGCAUACAACACCAGCUCGACUGUUGGAUCCACAUCGACCACUGAUCGCUCCUUCCCACUAAGCAGCCACCCUACUACUGCCACCAACUCAAGAGAUCUCUCAUCAGAGACAUCCAGAGAUCAUCAUUUGGGUAGAGAUGCCGCUCUCGUUGGAGGCGGACUUGGUGCUGCUGGUUUGGGUGCGCACGAGGCCGGAUCUCAUAGACGCUCACACGAGAUUGAGGGCUACGAAGAUCAGCGCUUCGAUCCCUCUGCUGCUUCUGGGGACAAGCCCACACGCAUCCCCAAUCUAAUGUACGGCUCCUCGAACAAGUCGAGCCACGAGGGACAGCGCACUGGUGCACUUCCAGGCCACAGUGUAAGCGCCGCAGAAACUGCCAGUGGUCUUGGGGCAGGAGCUGGUGCAUACGAGUCUAACCGUUUGCCUGGCCAAGGUGUGAGUGCAGCAGAGACUGCCAGUGGUCAUCACUACGGUAGAGAUGCUGCUCUGGCUGGCGGUGCCGGUGUUGCUGGUUCUGAGUUGCAGGGCUACAACCAUGGCGGCCGCACUGAGACCGACCCUGCUUCCAAGACUAUUGGUCCCCACAAGAGCAACCUUAUGAACGUCAUUGACCCUCGCGUUCAGCCUGAACCAGAGAAGAUGAAGGACAGAACCACCGCUGGUCCUCAUCAGAGCGACAUGAUGAACCGCGCUGACCCUCGCGUUGAUUCCGACCUAUCUAAGCAGAACGAGCACCACUAUGGUAGAGAUGCAGCUCUGGCUGGAGGAGCCGGUGCUGCCGGCAUUGGAGCUUAUGAGUAUGGCAAGCAGCACGGCCAACCCACCGAGAACAUUGGCACCUCCGCUUUCGACCCUCGCUCAACCAACACCACUAACGUCGUGGACCCAAACCACGACCCAAUUCUUGAGCAGCAGAGACUGGAACGCCAACGCGCAUAUGAAGCUUCCCUGGCUGGUGCUGGUGGUGUAGGAGCCGGAGGCGUAGGUGCUUAUGAGCAUGGCAACACUCAUGGUACCGCUGCUCAGAACACUCUCGAACACUCCCCGUUCGCCUCUCGCUCUGCUAACACCGAUCCCGCUCUGACACAACAGCCUGGACACCACUACGGCCGUGAUGCUGCUCUCGCAGGCGGUGCCGCUGGUAUUGGAGCAGGCGCAUACGAGCAUGGCAGACAGCAUGAUGAUCCUAUCGGUUCCACCGUGGGAACUUCGACCUUCGACCCUCGCUCGACCAACACCAGCAAUGUCAUCGACCCUAGUACUGAUCCUACUCUCGCACAGCAACAGCAAGGUCAUCACUAUGGUCGCGACGCUGCCCUUGUUGGAGGUGCUGGAGCUGCAGGUGCUGGUGCUUAUGAAUACGGUAAGCACCACGGCACUGAUAGCAACCUCGGAACUUCCGCCGUCGACCCUCGUUCCACUAACAGGGUCCCCGUCGUAGAUCCCAACAACGACCCAAUGCUCGCACAUCAGAGAGAAGAACGUCAGCACUUCACUCGUGACGCCGCUGUCGCUGGUGGCGCCGGAGCAGCUGGCUACGGUGCUUACGAGGCGCUCGAUCCCAAGGAGCAAGAAAAGCUGGCCAAGCACCAGGCUCAUGAGGCUGAGAAGGCACACAAGGCUCAGGUCCACGAGGCUGAGAAGGCACAAAAGGCCCAGCAACACCAGAUGGACAAGGAUUUGAAGCAUCAGCAGAAGGAGCGUGAGCACGAGGCUGAAAAAGGCACAAAAGGCUCAGCAACACCAGAUGGACAAGGAUUUGAAGCAUCAGCAGAAGGAGCGCCGAAAAGCAACAAGAAGAAGCACGGCCUUCUUGGCUUCCUACACCGCGACAAGAAGAACGAGCCCGAAGAUGAUUUGCGCCAACAGGGACGUCUCCAGGAAGCCGACAUUGCUGCACAUGAGCGCCAUCAACGCGAACUCGAGGCUCGUGCUGCUGAUGGCUCAAUCCCUGCUGCGGGAGCCAGGUUUGAGCCUUCGCUUGAGGAACAGGGAGCAAACCCCAAUGCCUCAUCCCCGUAUGCUGAUAUCGAAGAGAGAGGACACCAGACUGUUUCCACCGAUACUGCAGGUCGUCACCGUCUGCACAAGGAGCCUCCUGCCAGUGUGCUUAAGCAGCACGGCUUGGAGACUGAUCACCCUUAUGGUGACAGUCAUGGUGCAAACGUUCGUAUUGCU